GAUUAUUAUGGAAAAUAAAACUGACAUACAGUAUACAGUGUAUUUCUCUAUGCAAUGUAUGUUGUCUUCAUAGAAGUGACCUAAAGUUUCUAUGCCGCUAAAACGCACAGGGAGAACACGUGUAUUUGCCCGGAAAACGGAUGGAGUUAGCUACUAUAGUGCGUGUUGUGUCCUGCCCUUCCUAGUACUAUGCUCAAAUUCAUAGCGCGGAACAGCAUCUUCUUUCACUCUUGUUGAUACUUGCUGCGACCACUCGAACAUUGGACGAUAUUACUUUAUUGAAUGCACAGGAAUUAAUCGUUAUUCCUACUAGCUGGAUUGAAAUAUAUAGUCUUCUAUAUGUAGGCUAUAGGAAAGUUGGACUUGUAAUUAUGAUGGGAUAUUUCUAAAUAUUGUACAUGCGGCUCACUAGCCUUUUAUUACAGCUGGCGUACCUGGCGCAUGCAGUGAAGUGGACAUGAUGUCUGAUUUAGGUUUCACAUACGCGGCGCUCGCAAUGUUUAUGCUGACCUUCGCCGUUGCCGUUGAAGGGAUCCCCUACGCUGAUGUGAACGUGAAUGAGACUGCUCAACCAGGUUCCAGUGGCCCUGGUCAUUGGGACCGUCGGCUGGAGCUGUCCACAGUGUGGAACUGCACCCCAGGCUUGCCCUGCAGCACAUUUGUUCGCACCCAGGUUCAAGUGCCUGCCAAAGUGAAAAAAGUAAACAUUGAAUGCUUUGACCUCGCCGAAAGCACAUUUAAACAAAAGUCAUGGAAAUGUUCUGCAAAGAAGAGGCUGAGGCAACUAUGCAACAUCACCUAUGACUGUAUUGAGACCCGCCCAGGACAGAAAGUGUUAGUGACUGUGACAACAUACUACAAAAACUCCACAAAGCGACCAUUCCAACGCUGGUAUGAGGUGGAAGGCCUGGAAGGUUUCAAAAGAAUGCGGAGAUUCAGCGUAUCUGUGGAUGGGCCAUCUCGAUUCAUCAAUGUCUCCAUACUACCAGGGCCCAGCAUAAAAACGAGACUGUGCUACAAACAACCUUCUGAAUGCACAGAGCUCGAGCCUCCUGUGUUUCACCUAAUUGAUACUUCAUAUUCUCUGACUGCCAAUCUCAGUUUCCCCUACCUGCUGCCCUGUCUCUGUGUGGAGGUGUAUCCCACUGAAACUGAUGCAGUACGAACAAAGCAUUGCCCCUUUGAGAACAAGCCACUGGCUGGUGGUAGAGACGUAUGGAUCUCCAGCUCUCAUGAAAUGUAUGACCAGACAUUGGUCUGGAAGCCGGUGUGCAGGUCUGCCUCCUUGAUGCCUUCUGCCUCCCUCUGCUGGCAAGUCCAGGAAAAUCCACUCCUCUGUCUCCCUGUCCCCAACUCCUCAUUACAGGUGGAAGACUGGAGGUAUAAUGUUUCCACUGUUGACCAACACCCUAAGAUGUGUGUGCAGUUCUCACUCAAUGGCACCUAUGAUGUUCGCUGCCCCUUCCGGCUAGGUCACCUGGAAUGGCAGGCAGUGAUUCUCCCAGCUGCCUGGCACUUCCGUGUGCGUCUCACUUCCAGUAUCCCAGCAUCCUUUUCUGCACAGCUCUGUAUCCUGGAGGGGGAACGGUGUGUUGCCAUAGGGGCUGUCCACUCUGUGAAAACUGAGAAUACCACAGAGACCGAGUUAAGGCUCCCUUUCACCACCCUGUCUACAGGACUCUGUGUUCAGGUGUGGAGAUCUGCACCCUUUCUCAUUGGCAGGAGACUGAUAUGCCCUCAGUCCUCACAUGGAAGAUUGGGUCUCAUUGCCAUGGCAUCAGUGGUUCUUGUUGUGUUCAUGAUGACUCUGGCAUGCCUGACUUACUGUGGUGUCAGAAGGGGGCUCUCAGAUUGGCAGCUGGGACAAAAGCCAGUCCUGCUGGUGUGUUCUUCAGAGCAGAUGCCACAGGUAUCUGCUGUGUGUGCUCUGGCCUCCCUCCUGCAGGGGGAGCUGUGCGCAGGGGUGCGGAUGGCACUCUGGGCCCAGAACACAGGUGGUGUGACCAAGCUGGGGCCUCUGCCCUGGCUCUAUGGGCAGUGUGAGGCUGUCAGAGGAGCAGGAGGCAGGGUCCUGAUCGCCUGGAGCCCGGAGGCAAGGGAGGCCUAUUGGCACUGGAAGAAAGAUGGAGCAAGAGAACAAUCGGAGGCAGAGAAAAAGCAUAGAAAAGAGAGUCAGAAAGACAUGAGGAAUAAUGAUUUGGUGGAGGAGGAAACAGCAAAAGUGCUCGGAGGGAAAAAGAGUGGACAUGCCAAAUCAGAUGGACAGAGGGAGCCCAGCCCAACAACUGUGCCCAUCCUGAGGGCAGCCCUGGCCUGCCUGGAGUGUGAGCUGCAGAGGGGUAGGCAGGGACAUGGCUUUGCACUGGUGUAUUUUGAAGGUCUGUCUCACAGCCAUGAUAUCCCGCUGGAGCUCAGGGGGGUCCCACGAUACUGUUUGCCCCAGGAUUUUGGAGGACUCGUGAGGGAGCUGCAUGGGGGUACAGUUGGAGGGGAGAAGGAAAAAGGGUGCGCGUGCUGGACUGGCUUGCUCUCCAAAAUCCUGGCCCUCCGAUUAGCACAAAGACUAAGGAUGUGGCUGCCGCAGAUGAGGCCACUGGAAGAGGAAGUGAUGGGCAUAACGGUUACGUUACCAUGGGAACCAGAGAGGGAAGAAAGGUCGUUCAGGCUGGCCAGGCUCCCAUUAUCAUGGCUCUUUAGAGAAAGGACAGCACAAACUGCCUGGUGGGAGAAGCAAAGUCUUACAAUGUCAACACAGAAAGGAAGAACUUGAAUUUCAUCUGGGCAUUGCAGACAGAAUUAUACACCCGUGGCAAUAUGAGGUGGGGCAAUGCUCAGAGAAGUCAGUCAUACAGAGCAUACAGUUGCCAAUAAGACCAAGGCCAAUCAGGAACACAGGAGACCACUGCACUCAUGACCUCUGUGCUGCACUGUAAAAAAGGUAUUCUGUGGAAGCCAUGAAGUUCAGCUCAGUGUUGAGCUAAUGUGUAUGCAUGCUUUAUCUCCUUUACCCUAAUACUGGGAGGGGGGGGAAUCAGCAGAACACACUGUCUGGUAACAAUGGUACCUUGUGGCAUAUAGUGAUUUGUAUGCUUUUCAGAAAAAAAAGAAUCCAUCCAUUCAUCAACCUAAAAAUGAAAGCAGUGAUUUGCCUUGCAUUUACAUAUUAUAGCCUGGAGCCAUUUAUCUAGAGCACAAUACCUGCAUGUAUGGAAAUCCAGUGAAGAACUAAAAAUGUAUGUAAAAGUAUAUUAUGUAUUAUAAAUGAAGUGAAUUGAGACAUUUAAGAGAUCCCUUUGGAUAUCUAGCUUGUAUGUUACAUCUUUCCUAGACUCUGAUUGGUUGGUAUCAUAUCUGUGUGUGCCCACUGCAUAGUGGUGCCUAAUUUCCAUACGAUCUGGCAGGCAGGGAAGGACCUAAAACAGUGGAACACCUGUCACCCACUCUGGCCAACCAGGUUCCCACUAUUUGCAUGUGUAAGCUACACGUAAAUGUCUGUGUGAGCAGUACUGGUGGACUACAGAGUGAGAAGGAGAGAAUUGCUUGACAUCACAUGUUUAGGAGGAGAGUGCAUCUUAUAGGUUGUAGUGAAGAGCACGAAUACCUGCAAACUGGACAUUGCAAAUGCAGAAAAUAUAGGGAAAUAAAACUAUUGCGUGUGCAGGGGGCCAAAAUAAAAUUUAGGCUCUUCUAUCAUAAUAUGUCUGGAAUGCUGUUCAUACUAUAGUUGUUAAACUAGAAAUAUGAUAAUUUGUUUUCUUGUAUUUUUCUGUUUGGAAUCUUACCAGGCGAGAAAGUUAUGCAAUGAGAUUCAUUUUAAAGAAGUGUUCCUUUGUUUCCUGGUAGUAGUUGACGUCUUGCAUUCCUGACAUAUUAAUCAAAGUGUGUCAGACCAAACAAGAUGUCUGUCCCAGGCGCAGUGCAGGGCUUGGGAACACUCAUGUAGUAGGUAAGCAUGGUGUAGUGGUGUGAUAUGACAAAACUGAACAAUUUAGAUUCCAAUAGACAAAAUCUGCCUGCCAACAGAGGAACAAAAUUAGCAUUAGUCUGCUAGUUGAUGAUGACCUGAAGGUUAAAAGGGUGUUUGGUGGGACUAUAUAUUCAAUACUAAAGAAAUUAUUAGUUACACAGGCCUAAAUUAUUGUUCUUACAGAUCUGCACGAGGGCUCACAUAAUCACACUAUGCACACUCAUACUGGGGAAUGUGCUGGGAGUACAAACACCAAUGGGACUUCCCCCUAUAACAAAUAAUAAAAAAAUAAAAAAAACAGUUGAUGGCAAACUUUGGACUCAUUCUCAUGGCAACAUCCAGUUAAUAUUUAAUUACAACAAGACAACUUUGUGUAGCAUACUGUAGCAGAUCCUCAGCUCUCUAUGCCAACUGGACUGUAAACACCCCACAUUAAUUCAGUGAAGUGUAUUCUUCCUCUAAUGAUACAGUACUCCACUGUUCAUCUCAUUCAGUUUCUAUUCUAUUGCUGAUAUAAUAUCCUUCAAAUAUCCUUCCAAACAGUUUUUCUUAUGAAUCAUUGUGUCUGUCUUAUCCUAAUAAUAAUAAUAAUAAUAAUAAUAAUAAUAAUAAUUUCCUCAUCAAUCAUCCAUCAUCCCGUCUUGCUGUAACCUACAGGUAGACCAGACGCCAUUUCAUCAUUGGUCUCUCAACAAGAUGGUAAUUUUCUUUCUUUUCACUCAAAAUGCAGUGGGUUGUCUGCCAAAAUCAGGACUGCAGUCUCUUAUGCCAUAUAUUUAUAUCUUAUAGUUCUGACGACAUGACCCAACAGGAUGUCUUUCAUGUUUUCAAAAUAAACAUAAAUAUUUUAGCUAUA
Messenger RNA from Anguilla anguilla (European eel), 4823 nucleotides. RefSeq names its product interleukin-17 receptor C (gene il17re). Gene Ontology annotation, molecular function: interleukin-17 receptor activity. The record is from RefSeq and is a predicted model, not a curated record. The coding region runs from base 458 to 2770 and encodes 770 amino acids. NCBI's taxonomy places the organism in Eukaryota, Metazoa, Chordata, Actinopteri, Anguilliformes, Anguillidae. The transcript is spliced from 17 exons.